Molecule: messenger RNA, 958 nt
Organism: Symphalangus syndactylus (siamang)
Lineage: Eukaryota; Metazoa; Chordata; Mammalia; Primates; Hylobatidae
Product: golgin subfamily A member 6-like protein 9
Source: RefSeq, a predicted model, not a curated record
CCUGGUAGGUGACUGGAGGCAUUCAGCAGUGCUCACUGGGAUUUUGCUCAUGUGGCCCCAACCCCGCCUCCCUCCCCACCCUGCGAUGUCAGAAAAAACACAACAGGGGAAAUUGGCUGCAGCCAAGAAAAAGCUAAAAAAAUUAUGGCAGAGGAAGAGCCCUGGCAUUCCAGGAGGAAAGCAAAUCAAUAGCAGUAGCCCUGAAGCAUCCACUUCUCGUGGUUACCACUCACCUGGGGAUUCAGCAACAGGUGUGUACAGGGAGGGCCCUGCGUCAUCUACCCUGAAGGAUCUGGAGAGCCAGUACCAACAACUAGAGGUAGCCCUGGAUUCAAGCUCCACAAAAUUCGGCCAACUCAGCGAAAACAUCAAUUCACUGGGAAGAGCUCCUCGCAUGUUGAAGAAGGGGAAGUCCCGAUUACUGAAGCUCGGGAGGAGCUUGUUCAAGUUAAAACACCAGACGGCUGAACCCCUGGCCCCAGAGCCCCCAGCAGGGCCCUCUGAGGUGGAGCAGCUACAGGUUGAGAUCAACCAUCUAAAAAAGGAGCUGGAGAGCGCGAGAAGACAGCUCCAGGCCAAGAUGGAAAACAACAAGAUGUUGCUUCUCCUGAGCACCGGACACAAGGAGAGGCUACAAACACAGGAGAAGAGGAUACGUGAACGGGAGGAGAGGAUAUAUGAAUGGGAUCUGCAUAUACGGAAACAGGAGGAGAGGCUAUGCGAAUGGGGAGAGAGGCUAUGUGACUGGGAAGAGAGGCUACAGGAACGGGAAGAGAGGCUGCGUCAGCAGAAGAAGCUGCCAGGGCAGGAGAGGCCGCGGGAGCUGGAGAGGAUGCUGGAGCCGGGGUGGGAAGACCUCGAUGAGGAGUUGGAAGAGCUAUCCAGCGCCUCGGAGGACCUGGCCCUACAGCUGCUGGAGCAGAAAAUAAAGGAGAAGAAGCCAGGUGAGCUGAAAGAG